Trypanosoma brucei brucei TREU927 is the source of this 1473-nucleotide messenger RNA. RefSeq names its product variant surface glycoprotein (VSG), putative. The record is from RefSeq and is a predicted model, not a curated record. NCBI's taxonomy places the organism in Eukaryota, Euglenozoa, Kinetoplastea, Trypanosomatida, Trypanosomatidae. The coding region runs from base 1 to 1473 and encodes 490 amino acids. The transcript has a single exon.
AUGCUAAUCCGAGCCUUCAUAACUCUGGCAUUUCUUUUCGCACAGAAAGUCGCAGAGACGAGCGCAGACGCCAACAAGCCGUGCUCCACUGCAUGCGGCUGCAAGAAGAGGUUGCACGCUCGCCUAGGACUUUACACGACGAAACUCAAAGAAGCCAAGCAAACAAAUCACCAAAAUCUAAAAGAAUACAACAGUUUGCUACUUGCUGCAGCCGUAGGCUCCCCACUCGACACGACGAUAAUCUUACCAAUACUAGCAGGAAGCGGCGAACUAAUUCAGCAAUGCAACGAACAAAUAUCUGCGGCAGACAAAGCAGUUGCGGCGGCGACAAUUAAGGUCGGGGAAGCAAGCGGCGUCUACAACGUCAUACACAAACUAAAGGACGGCAUGGGCAAACUUAUGAUCAACUUCGGAGGCGGUGACCUCCAAUUGCCGGCAAGCAAAUUCACAAGCCGCACACUAGGUGGUAUUAACGCAAACGCCUGCUGCAGCAGCAACAACGGCGAGGAAGGCGUCAAAACAGACUUAGAACACGAGCCCAAGGAACCGGAACCGACCAAACUAAUAACACACGCUUACCUCGAAGCAAAAUGCGACAGCAACCCAGGGGCGCCAGCAACCUGCCACAACGCAGCGGUGGACCAGGACACGCAAAUAAGCAUAGGCCUCGGCUUUGGCAACGGCGCCAAAGAUGAGAAAUCAGCAUGGGGAGCCGGGAGCCACACAAAGAUGCACAAAAUAGCUAGCACGGCGGUCGACUUUUUCAGCAGCAAUGAAACAGCAGCCCACCAAGCGCUAAAGGCGCUCGCAACAGACAAAACAGGACUCCCCGCAUGCCAUUCCUUACAAGACUUCGGCGCCAUGGCGGAGACAAGAGCGUUCCAGCUUAUGCUGCUGAAGCUUGCAGCCGGCAAACCAGAAGCAGAAAAAGUAGGACCAGAUGAUAGACAAGAUAUCGACUCAGCGAUAACGAGCAGCUACGGUAAAAGUGGGGCAAACUACAAAGACAAGAUAUGGGACCAAAUACAAAAAACAGAAGUGCCACAAGGAAAGCAAACAGGAGAAAAAACAGCAGCACUAGAAAAAGGGGCAGACAUAAAGCUCCAAACGGAAGCAUUGGCCAGGUUAUUUGCAAAAGAAAUAAAGGAAAAAAAGCAAGCAAAAACCACACAAAAAGUUAGUAAAACAACAGAUUGCAACAAGCAAACAGAAAAAACUGCAGAGGAAUGCAAAAAUCUUGGCUGCGAUCAUGAUGCAGAAAAUAAAAAAUGCAAACCUAAAGCAGGAACAGAAAACACGGCACCAGGAGCAGGAGCUACAGCUGGAUGCACAAAGCAUGGCACUGAUAAGCCAAAGUGUGAAGGUGACAAAAGCUGUAAAGGGAAUGGAAAAGAAUGCAAAGAUUCCAGUUUUAUUGUCAAUAAGAAAUUAGCUUCAAUGAAUGCUGCUUUUGUAAGUUUUAUAGCAUUUUAG